AGAUCCGGUGCGAUCUGAUCCCUACGGGUUGCACUCAAUGCCGUAGAGCCAACUUGACCUGCCAUGGGUACCGCGACCCAAAAGAGUUGGUCUUCCGUGACGAAACUCGUAACGCGAUGCAAAAGGUUAUGAUGAGACGACCAACCGCCCUACUACCGCCCACUCUGCAACUCAGUUCCACUGUAUCAUCCCGGCACGCUUUUCUAUCGCUCUACAUUGAUAGAUACUCAUGCGGCUUUCAUACCCUUGCCUCACUUUUGACCGAGUCAUCUCCCAGCGGACUUUUACAAGCUACUGUCGAUGCUGUCAGCCUGGCCUUCAUGUCGUUCCAGUUGAAUCGCCAGGAUCUAGUGCCUCUUGCGAACAAGCGUUAUUUGGCUGCUAUUCAAAGCUUGGGAAUUGUAAUACGUUCCUCCCAGCUUUCAACUAGAACUGGAGUCAACCAAUUAGUGAAUGAUGAGACUCUCCAGUCCGUGCUUCUCCUAGACCUCUACGAGAAGAUGGCUUACCAUCAUUAUCAACUAUCGGAAUUCCUAGACUCCUCAUUAAGCCACAUCCAGGGUGCCCUCUCCAUAGUCCGGUCUCGCCCGAGAACAGAUUACUUAAACCUAACCACCCAACAACUCGCUACCCGUACUGUUAUUGCACUUACUCUCAGCUAUGGCGCGGCUGGUGUUUCAAUACCACAGACACUACAAAGCCUUUAUCAUCACCUGGACAGCUACAUACAGAACGAAAAGUGGACCUUUAUCGGCUUAUUAAUGAGACUUAUCAACUUUCGUGCUGAUACGCAAAGCGGCAAGUUAAAUUUUCCAACCAUCCUCGCUCAGGCAUGGGACCUUGAUAGUCAAUUUGCUCAUGCAGAGAGCAAAAUACCACGCGCUUGGUGGCCACGACGCGUCAACAAUUUCAGCGCCCAAUCAUUUGACCACUACUAUGAAGUCUAUCCUUGCCAUUACACAACUCAAGUCUUUAAUGCAUACCGCAUCAUGCGUCUAGAGUUAAAUAGCAUCAUAAGGGAGCUUCAGCCUUGCACUUCAGUUUCUGAGACAAUUGCUGAAGUAACACAGGCGAUCUGCGCAGCUAUACCCCAAUUUAUUCUUCCCGGUGUACGACCUGAGAACAAUUUACCCUUUUCGCCAAUGCAGAUAUUGGAAUGUUCUGGCACUCUGACUUCCCUGUAUAUAGCUGCACAGGUCUCUGCAGAUUCGGCGAUGCGGGAAUGGAUUCUACAGCUCUUGAUCUAUAUGGCUGAUCAGGGCGUCAGGUUGGCCCAUAAUGUAGCUCAUAUCCUAACGUCUGAGCCUGUAAUGGAUUACUGGGCUGUUUUCAAGAUGGUUGGGAGCUGUGCGGUUACAGCCUGA
This is a messenger RNA of Fusarium oxysporum Fo47, 1364 nucleotides long. RefSeq lists its product as uncharacterized. Lineage: Eukaryota; Fungi; Ascomycota; Sordariomycetes; Hypocreales; Nectriaceae. The record is from RefSeq and is a predicted model, not a curated record. The transcript is spliced from 2 exons. Bases 117 to 1364 code for a protein of 415 amino acids.